Microdochium trichocladiopsis is the source of this 2698-nucleotide messenger RNA. RefSeq names its product SWIRM domain-containing protein. Gene Ontology annotation, cellular component: SWI/SNF complex. The transcript is spliced from 3 exons. Gene Ontology annotation, biological process: positive regulation of DNA-templated transcription. The record is from RefSeq and is a predicted model, not a curated record. NCBI's taxonomy places the organism in Eukaryota, Fungi, Ascomycota, Sordariomycetes, Xylariales, Microdochiaceae. Bases 308 to 2425 code for a protein of 705 amino acids. Gene Ontology annotation, molecular function: DNA binding; histone binding.
UUUCUCAGAGGACGCGAAACCGCCCCAAUCCACCACCUCCUGCGCAUCGCAUCAACCACCACGUCGUCGCCUGCCCUGCUGCGACUUCACCUCCCACGCCCGCCCACUGUUGCCAUUGCGCACGUCCGCACCCAUCUCCUCGCGCGUCGCCGUACCGCGCCUCUGCCUGCAUGAAUCAGACCGGCACCAAGACUUGCCCCAUCAGCCUCGCGCAUCCUGUCGCACGCGUCGUCUUCCGUCCUUGAGCCUUGCUUUCUAGUCAUCGCAUCGUCCAACCUACGGCAACUCCGAUCAGCAGCACCACAUCAUGGACGAUCAGAACACAGCUUUUGGCUCUCCAGCCAAUGGCGUAUCGCCCAGCGGCAACCCUGCGCCUGCCCAACCGCCUGCCCACGCCGAUGCCAAUGCUGCACCGGACGCCUCUGAAGAUGUGCAGAUGGGUGAUGGUCCCUCGGCGGAGCCGACAAUCAAGCAAGACAGCGCCACGCCCGCACCUGCUUCCACAUCAGACAACCCCCUCGAUGCUCCGAGUGCGCCGCCUGCCGACGCUUCAACAGCAAAGGAUGAUGUCGAGAUGGGCGACGAGAACAAGGACGGCCAGGCCGACAAGGAUGGCAAUGAGGCUGCUGCCACGGCCGAAGGCACGGCCGCCCAGACCAAGACAAAGGAGAGCAUAGAAAGCGCGGCGCGGGAACAUCUCAUUUCCCAGACGCAUGCCAUCGUCUUGCCCAGCUACAGCACCUGGUUCGACAUGAACACCAUCCACAACAUUGAGCGCAAGGCUCUGCCAGAGUUCUUCAACAGCCGGAACCGGAGCAAGACCCCAAACGUCUACAAGGACUACCGCGACUUCAUGAUCAACACAUACCGUCUCAACCCCGCCGAGUAUCUUACCGUCACUGCCUGCCGGCGAAAUCUGGCGGGUGACGUCUGUGCCAUCAUGCGUGUUCACGCCUUCCUGGAGCAGUGGGGCUUGAUCAAUUAUCAGGUGGACGCCGAUCAACGUCCCUCGCAAGUUGGGCCUCCUUUCACCGGCCACUUCCAAGUCAUCUGCGAUACCCCACGCGGUCUUCAGCCAUGGCAGCCUGCAGCGGAUCCCGUUGUCACCGAUGGCAAGAAGAUCACGGACACCGACCAGAAAGCGGCUGCGGCCGCCACUGCGGCUGGCGAGCGGAAUCUUGAGAUCGGCCGCAACAUCUACGAGGCGAGUGCUAAGGGCACCAAGAUCACAAAAUCCGAAAGCAAGGCCAACGGCGAGCCCGUCACUACCAACGGAACGGCGGCUGGGUCACCAGCAGCUGCAACCGGCGAUAAGAGCAACGAUGAUGCAGUCAAGGCCCCCAUCAUGAAGGUCAACUGCCAGAACUGCGGCAACGACUGCACGCGCGUCUACUACCACAUGCCGGAGACCAACUCGCCAACCAAGACCAAGCACGACCUCUGCACUCAGUGUUAUAUGGAUGGCCGCUUCCCCAACAACCACACCAACACCAUGUACGUGAAGACGGAGAACCCCACAUAUUCCGCCGUUCUCGACCGGGACGCCCCGUGGUCCGAUGCCGAGAUCUUGCGACUCCUUGAGGGACUGGAACGCUACGACGAGGACUGGGCCGAGAUUGCGGAGCACGUGGGCACCCGGACUCGCGAGGAGUGUGUAUUGCAGUUCCUGCAGCUCGACAUUGAGGACAAGUACUUGGAGACGGAGGCGCCGAUACACGCCCCAACUGGCCUCUCGCUCCUCGGGUCUCACGGGGGCCACCUGCCCUUCACCCAGGCCGAGAACCCGGUCAUGUCUGUCAUUGGCUUCCUCGCCAGUCUGGCCGAUCCCAAGGCCACGGCAGCUGCUGCCAAGAAAUCGGUAGAAGAGCUGCAGCAGGGAUUGCGCAACAAGAUAGAAGGUGGGGAUGCGGCCAAGGUGAACGGCACGUCAGCAGGCAAGGACAAGGAGAAGGCCGAGGACAGCAUGGAGGUCGACGUGCGGCAAGAAACCACCACCACAACGACCACCACCACAACCACAACCACAAAUACUCUCGCGAGCAUCCCGCUGGCUUCGAUGGGCGCGCGCGCCGGAGGUCUCGCCUCGCACGAGGAACGCGAGAUGACGCGACUUCUGUCUGCCGCCGUCAACGUCACCCUGCAGAAGAUGGAGCUCAAGCUCAAGUACUUUGACGAGAUGGAGAACAUUCUGCAGGCGGAGCGGAGGGAGCUCGAGCGCGGGCGGCAGCAGCUGUUCCUGGACCGCCUGGCCUUCAAGAAGCGGGUGCGCGAGACACAGGAGGGUCUCAAGACGAUGGCCGGCGGUGCCGUUGGUGCGGACGUCCAGCUGCCGGGCCAGGAGAGCCUCGCGUUCACCACGACGCCGGGCAUCGGCGCCGUGCAGCCGCUGAGCAGUGAGGGUGCCAUCAAGAGCUUUGAGGCUUAGAUUUGGGGGAUGAAAGAAUGCAUUUUUAUGAUCGGGAGUAGCAACGGUGGUGGUGCGCCGGACCAUGUUCAGCCAUUCGUCCAUCAAGGCCGUAAAGACAGAGAAGGUGAAGGAAGAGAGAAUGAAAUGGUGUGGGGAGAAUUUGGAGUAAAGAUGCACUUUGAUUCUUGCGCUCAAAUGGAAGCGCAAUCGGGGGGUUCCUGGCUGGAUAUGUUUUGUUUUUUUCUUCCUCUUACUGUGUCUCUUUUCACUCACGUUUUUUCCGCUAAAGAC